Molecule: messenger RNA, 1622 nt
Organism: Desarmillaria tabescens
Lineage: Eukaryota; Fungi; Basidiomycota; Agaricomycetes; Agaricales; Physalacriaceae
Product: ergosterol biosynthesis ERG4/ERG24
Exons: 11
Coding region: 98-1537 (479 amino acids)
Biological process (GO): ergosterol biosynthetic process
Cellular component (GO): endoplasmic reticulum membrane
Molecular function (GO): Delta24(24-1) sterol reductase activity
Source: RefSeq, a predicted model, not a curated record
CGGACAAGAAAUCAACGCGUUCUUUGCACUUGUUGACCAAAAACCUCCCUAACAGAAUCGUUCGAUAAAUUUCUGACAUUUGUUUAUUCCCUUCACAAUGGUCGCAGAUGGUAGCGGAACUUUACGACAACGGAACACCUCCAACAGUUCGCCAAAGAGUGCGGACGGUAUUAUCAAAGUCUCCGAAGAGGGGAAGAAAAUUGACCAGAGGCUGGACCAGCAUGAGACGUAUGAGUUCGGUGGAUCUCUGGGUGUCACGGCCAUUAUGACUGGAUUCCCAUUACUCAUGUAUUAUCUCUGGAUUUGUUUGUGGUUCUACGACGGAAAACUUGUCCAUCCUACCUCUCUUGAUGACGUCAAGCCUUUUUUGCUCAGAAUGUGGGGCCAUGUUUGCACUGAUGCAAGCCCCAAUGCUUAUGCAUGGAAAGUCUAUUCCGCAAACAUAUUUUUCCAACUCUUCUUAGCUUGGGUCAUGCCCGGCUUCCAACAGGAAGGGCUUCCUGUACCUUCAUUGGGCUACAGGACACUCAUGUACAACUGUAAUGCGCUAUACUCGCUCUACGCGACCAUGGCGACUGCUGCCGUGCUUCAUUACACCGGCACAUUCCGUCUGACUGAAAUCAUUGACAACUAUGGACAUCUCAUGAGCGUUGCCAUGAUCUGGGGUUUCGGCGUGUCGUUCGGGAUGUACUUUAUUGCUGUUGCUACUGGCACACAGAUACGGAUGUCCGGCAGUUUCGUCUACGACGUCUUCAUGGGCGCUUCACUAAACCCUCGGAUCGGUCCUAUCGAUUUGAAAAUGUGGGCUGAAGUUCGUAUUCCUUGGGUCAUUGUAUUCUUCUUGGCCGUGUCUGGUUGCUGUCAGCAGUACGAACAGUAUGGCUAUAUCACUCCUAACAUGGCGUUCAUGACCCUUGCAACGUGGUUAUACCUGAAUGCCUGUGCGAAAGGAGAGGAAUGUAUCCCCCAAACCUGGGAUAUGUAUCACGAAAAAUGGGGUUUUAUGGUCAUUUUCUGGAAUCUGGCUGGUGUCCCUUUUUCUUAUGUUUACUCCGUUGUAUACAUGGCCUCGCAUGACCCUUCAAAAUACAAGUUUUCGACACCAACGUAUGUUGUUCUGUUCACGACACUUCUAACGGCAUAUUAUAUCUGGGAUACUGCCAUGGCUCAAAAGAGUCAUUUCAAGAUGCAAACGCAAGGAAUUACGGAGUUCCGCUCAACAUUUCCUCAGCUUCCCUGGAAUACCGUUAAGAACCCCACUUUCAUCCAGACUGCACACGGAAACCGACUUCUCACCAGUGGAUGGUGGGCAUACUCACGAAAACCUAACUAUGUGGCAGACUGGACAAUGAGUUUCACUUGGGGAGCAGUUAUCGGACUGGCUACGCCUAUCCCUUACUUCUAUUCGGUGUUUUUCAUCACUGUUCUGAUACAUCGCUGCAGCCGUGACUUUGAACGGUGUUCUAUCAAAUACGGAAAAGACUGGGAGCGCUACUGCUCUGUCGUCAAGUACAAAUUUAUUCCAGGCAUUUAUUAGAUAUAUAUCACUUACUCACACCAGUUUUCCUAUUGAUAUAUGUCAUGGCCAGACAUUGGUAAAUUGAAGCAUGCACUUCACGCCA